GUCUCUGCCCGGCUUUGUUUCCUCCCUUUGCUGUCUCCGCGAGAUAAAAGCAGUAAAAGCAAAAAAGCUGCACUUUUGUCGACGCAGUCUCAGCCUGCUUCUUUAUUCUUGUGUCUUCUCCCCUCGUUUGCUGCAGACGGCGCAGAACAAAGCAUGACAAACCCCCUCCGGCUAUUCGCCCUCGACGUGCUCGAUGCUCGACUCGUCCCCGACUCGCAGGACAAAAUCAACCAGACAAAGCGCAACGCGCCUCCUUCGCGAUGGCGCACUCCCGAGUUCUACUUCUACUAUCUCGUGCACAUCGUCUGCGUGCCGCUCAUGUUCUGGGGCGCCAUGUCGGGCAGUAAUGAGAAUAGCAGGAACUAUGAAGUAUACAGCGAUAAGCUGGAACAAGGCUGGAUGAUGGGCCGCAAAGUGGACAACUCAGACGCGCAGUACUCCGGCUUCAGAGGCAAGAUCCCCGUCCUCACCAGCGCAAUCAUCCUGCAUUUCAUUCUCCGAAAACUCUCGCUUGCCUUCAAAAUCCCACGGAUCUCCUUCGACCUCGGGUUCGCGGCAAUCUUUCUCUCCGCGCUGCACGGCGUCAGCGUGCUCAAGAUCGUGGCUAUCUACUCAAUCAACUACAGCUUCACGAGAUAUCUACCCAGCAAAUCCGGAAUGAUCAGCACCUGGAUAUUUUGCAUUGCUAUCUUGUUCUUGAACGAGAUGUAUGAGGGCUACAAAUUCGGCUCGCUUCUACCUGUUCUCGGCGUUUUGGACGGCUACUGUGGGCUUCUUCCCCGAUGGGACGUCAACUUCAACUUUUCAAUUCUCCGCAUGAUCAGCUACAACUACGACUACUACCAAUCUCUCGCGACUCCUACCGAUAUUGAGAAGAAACAACGCGACGAGAAAGAGAUAUCUGAGCGUGACCGCAUAGAUAUUGGCCCACCAAAGCACGAGUACAACUUCUUGACCUACAUGUCGUAUUUGGUCUACACCCCGCUCUACAUCGCGGGUCCGAUCCUCACAUUCAACGACUACGUGUAUCAAAGCAAACACCCGCUUCCGUCGGUGAAUAUCAAGCGGACCAUGCUAUAUGGGCUGAGGAUGCUCUUCUGCAUGCUGGUGAUGGAGUGGAUCCUGCAUUAUAUGUACGUCAUCGCGCUGUCUAAUUCGCAUGCGUGGGAGGGACUCUCUCCGUUUCAAAUAAGCAUGGUUGGCUUUUUCAAUCUCAAAACAAUCUGGCUGAAGCUCUUGAUACCCUGGCGCCUCUUCCGCUUCUGGGCCCUCCUCGACAAAAUCGACGCGCCAGAAAACAUGCUCCGCUGCAUGAGCGACAACUACUCCGCCUCGGCCUUCUGGCGCGCAUGGCACCGCAGCUUCAACCGCUGGACGACGCGGUACCUCUACAUCCCGCUCGGCGGCUCCAACCACGCCAUCCGCAAUAUGCUCGCCGUUUUUACGUUUGUUGCGUUUUGGCAUGACAUCCAGCUUCGGCUGCUGGCGUGGGGGUGGCUUAUUACGCUGUUUGUGGUGCCGGAGGUUGCCGCGAAGCUGCUUUUUCCUGCCAAAAAAUGGGCCUCAUCCCCUCUGUACAGACACAUGUGCGCGCUGGGAGCAGUCGCAAACAUCUACAUGAUGAUGAUUGCCAAUCUCGUCGGCUUUGCCAUCGGCUUAGACGGCGUGCGCGACAUGAUCUACGACAUCUUCAGCACCUGGUCGGGAAUACCGUACUUCAUCGCUAUAUCUGGCGUGCUGUUUGUAGGCGUCCAGGUCAUGUUUGAAGUCCGUGCCAGCGAGGCCAGGCGUGGCAUCAACAUCCGCUACUAACGCAGAAUCAAUAAAACAGCAUUAUUACUCCAUUUACGCAGUGUAGAGAGGUAUUACAUAAUAUAUGUAAAUCAUGACAUAAUACACUACGCGGCUGGGCUCGUCUCAGUUCGCGCAUCCUCCUCGU
Myxozyma melibiosi is the source of this 1939-nucleotide messenger RNA. RefSeq names its product MBOAT, membrane-bound O-acyltransferase family-domain-containing protein. The record is from RefSeq and is a predicted model, not a curated record. The transcript has 8 exons. Bases 154 to 1812 code for a protein of 552 amino acids. NCBI's taxonomy places the organism in Eukaryota, Fungi, Ascomycota, Lipomycetes, Lipomycetales, Lipomycetaceae. Gene Ontology annotation, biological process: GPI anchor biosynthetic process. Gene Ontology annotation, cellular component: endoplasmic reticulum.